AUGAUGGCUCAAUUCGACAGCGACUCCGAUUCAGAUAGCAAUACCACCCGGCGCCAAAAUACAGUCUCGAAGCUGGACUUCGGUUCCAAGUCAAUCGCCUCAAAGACACACCAAAACGAAUCAGACAAUUCCGAGGACUCGGAUGACGAGGUAGCUGUCCAGCCGAAAGGACGAAUGGCAGCCCGGAUGCAAGGCACUACAAAUUUACAAACAGAAAAAGAACAGAGCUCAGCGCCUGUACCAGCAGCCGAAAGCGAACCCGAUGCCGAUUCCAGCGAAGAUGAUCUCCCUGCUGUGCGGAGGAGAAAAAAUAAUGCGGCUACACAAGAGUCGCCGGACGCCAACAUAUCCCAACAUUCAUCUUCUCGCGCCCGCUCUGAAUCGCCUCUAUUCGUCGAGGAAGAAAAUGACGCCGAUCAAGAGAAUGAACAACCAUCUAAAGGGAACACAAGAUUCCUUGCGCUUGUGGCUCAAAAGCGGAAAGAGCGCGAGGAGCGUGAGAAAGCCGAGGAAGAGAAAAAGGCUGCCCGAAAAGCACAGCUGGAGAAGUUCAGCUCUGACAUGAUUUCUGGAGAAGAGAGCGGAGCUGAAGAUCCAAAGUCGGCACACAAACUUAGCCAGAAAGCUCGACAACCGCGCAAGGCCAGUAAGAAGGCUAUGGAUGAGAUGAGACAAGAAACGCAGCGUAUGAGCCGAAACAUGCAACUUGCUCAUCAGGCACAGACGAAGAAGAAGAUCACAAAGGAGAGCUUCUUUGCUCGAUUCAACUUCGGAAAUACUGGACCUCCUACUGCCGAGCCUGCGCAGCCCAAUUCCUCCUCCGCAACUGGAUCAAUGCAGUCAUCAGAUGGCGAGGCGGUCCAGAAAACUCGUGACACUCCUCAUACUUCUCCUGUACUUGGCCCCUCCGACGCACAAAAGCCAGCGCAAGACGUCUCUACGCAACUACAUCCCGAAACUGAUGAUCAGGCCGCGACUGCGCUUGCUGAUCAAUCUGCGCCAAAGGAGAUCAUUGCAUCAGAGGAUGUGCAAACAAAGCCGUCUGGAGAACUAGUGACCCUUCCUACGCGUCCUCCGAAAAAAGAACCGUUCCAGCUCACCCGCCCCGCUGUCCGGGUUCUCAUGUCGAGGCGCGAAAUUGCUCGGCACCAACAGGAUCACUCAGAUAGCGAUGAUCUUGAUGUAGUCACUUCGCCUGGCAAGGCUCGUUGUAUUGCCGCUUUCGAGAACCUGCCCGCCAGGAAAAUGCAAGAGUCCGCUUCUAUGACCAGGCUCAAGGCUCUGGCCCACUUGACCUCUCCCACUCGCAAAUCGACCUCCAUGUCCAAUGCGGAGCUCUCAGCCAGUCUUCUUUACAAGGCCCGUCAGCAAGCCGCGAAGGAACGCAGAGAGCGCAUUGAGGAGCUCCGUGCCAAGGGUGUGGUUAUCGAAAGUGCAGAGGAGCGUGCAGCUAUGGAGGAUGACAUGGAGGAUUUGGUGGAGAAGGCUCGCCGAGAAGCCGAUGACAUCAAACGGCAAGAGAGGGCUGCAAGGAAGAAUGGUCAAGAUUUGGACGAUGAAGAAGACGAUGGUGAUUAUGAAUUCUCAGGCUCUGAGAAUGAGGAGCUAGGAUCUGCCGAUGAAGACGAUGAUGCUGGCAGUCUUGCUGAUAACCACGGUUAUCUUGAGAAUGAAGCAGAUGAAGCAGAUGAAUCAUCCGAUGGCGAAAGCGAGGCUUUAGCUUCAGAUGACGAAGUUGAACCCCCCGGGACACGGCGCAAGCGUCCAACACGGGUGGUCAGUGAUGAUGAGGACGAAGAGGAAGCUCAGCAACAAGUUCCAUCUACACCCGUCAGACCCCCGUCAAUCGCUGCACGGUCCGCGGAACGACCUCAUUUCCCUGGCAUGGACUCACCCAAUCUAUCCAUGGGUCUUACUCAAGCAUUUGCUGGUACCCUAGCCGAUGAUAAUGAUGACAUGAGCCGGCCAGCCUCGGUUGCAGUCCCAUUCUCUCUGCCAGAUCCAGGCCGCCCUGUACCUAGACUUCAUCAAGAGGAGUCUGAAAUUCUUGUUAAAGACAGCCAAGAACAACCGGACGAGCCUGAGUUCAUGAACAACUACCGCCAAAAUAUCACCCGAGUCUCUGAAUCACCAGCUGGGCGAGCAUUCUCUGAAUACUCGCAGCUUCCAGACCCUACUCAGGACGAAGGAUUUGUGUUUUCUCCUUUUGAUCCUUCCAAGCGAUUCAGAGGAACGCCGCCAGUCUCAACUGUAGAGACCGUACUCCUGGGUCAAAGUCAGUCACCUAUUGCUGAACGAAAGAGCAGACAGCUGCGGCGGGGACGUGCAGCUGAUUUGUCAGCUGUUGCAGAGGAAGCGGAAACAAACGAAGGUGACUUCGAGGUCAAUCCCAGUGCCUUUAAUGUGAUGAAGAAGGCCUCGAAGAAAAUACAUGUUCCCUAUGACAAGAAGAAUAGCAAGGCCAAGGGAAUCGUCGACGAGGCUGCAGAAGAGUCCGAGGACGAAUAUGCCGGACUCGGCGGUGCUAGUGACGAGAGUGAUGGAGAAGAGAAUGCAUACGACAAGCAAAUGAUCAACGACAACAGUGGUGAGACUGUUGACGAGAAAGAGCUUGCCGCUCUCAAUGCUGUCCAUGACCGAAACCGCGAUGAAAAGGAUGUGGCCAAGCUGCUUAAGGAUAUCACUACUGGAGCCCUUCGCCGUCGACGUGGUGCUGCCGAUGAUGAGUUUGAUCUCGAUGACUCUGAUGACGAACGUACAGCACGUCGACGUGAGAAGCAACGGGAGUUUGCCAAGAUGCGCAAAGCCCUUCUGGCAGACGACAAGAUGGGUGAACUUGCAGAGGAUCCCAAGAAAGCAGCAUUCUUCAAGGCCAUUGAAGAUCGCGAGUUUGAGGAUGAUUUUGAGCUGGAAUUUUUGGAGGAAAAGGAGAGCGAAUCCCAAAACGAAUCAUCGCAAGAUGUUCGUAUGGAGGGACAGGAAGAUAAUACUCAGGACGACAAGAAGCGCAAGCGACCUCUUGAACCUUCAACGGAAGACAUCGCAAACCGUCCUCCGCCUAAUCUUCGUCGCACUCCCGCUAGUGCUAUGUCGAAGAAGCCUGCUACAUUGGCUGAGAUUCGUGAGACUCUGUCCUUCUUGACCGAGACACCCGAAUACGACUCUUUCCACGAAGAUGCCUCUCUUGAUGAAGAUGAGCCAGGUACUGAGGGGGAUGACGCCGACGAGGCAGUCCACUCUGACAACGCCAAUUCACAACCCAAUGAGGACUUUGCUAAACCCAGUCACCCUCGUCGCACCCGCGCGCCUGUCGUCGAUCGCCUGUCUCUACUCCGUCAAGCUUCAUCGAACUCCGCCACUGCGACAUCUACCGGUUCCAGCAACACGAAAAUGGCUUUCCAGGCCGGUGCUAGCAACGAUGGCCCUAUCGGGUUCCGACCACCCCAACUUCUACGUCGUGUCACAGCUGGCUCCUCGUCCUCAUCUUCAUCUUCUGUGUCAGCAUCUAAUCGCGUGACGAAGCCUACUGCUUCUGGUCCUAAGAAGGGUGGUGCUGUCAAUUCUUAUACCGCUGCGCGGGAGAAGGAGCGAGAGAAGGAACUUCGCAUGAAGCAGCGUAACGGAGGUUCCAACGUUGCGAAGUUAUUGAACAAGCAUGCUGGUGGUGGAUUGGCCGGAUUGGCUGGAAAAGGCCAAUGGGAUUAA
This is a messenger RNA of Penicillium malachiteum, 3705 nucleotides long. RefSeq lists its product as uncharacterized. Gene Ontology annotation, molecular function: anaphase-promoting complex binding. The transcript has 2 exons. Lineage: Eukaryota; Fungi; Ascomycota; Eurotiomycetes; Eurotiales; Aspergillaceae. The coding region runs from base 1 to 3705 and encodes 1234 amino acids. Gene Ontology annotation, biological process: activation of protein kinase activity; mitotic G2 DNA damage checkpoint signaling; mitotic DNA replication checkpoint signaling. The record is from RefSeq and is a predicted model, not a curated record.